AUCAUGUGGGUAGUGACCCGAUAUUUUUCAUAGCAUACAAUAUUUUACAUAGCGUUCUAUGUACUGGUUAUUUAGUUCUGGUUAUCGUCAUAGGAAUUUUGUAUUGCACGUCAACUUGAGCAUCUUCUCCCAUGCCUGUAUAGUUCCUGUAACACGCCCUUGAUUUGGAAUGAAAAUCACGAUGUGGGCCACGUUCUUGAACGCAGUCGUUUUGGUCAGCUGUUUCGUCUCAAGUUGUGGCUGUGUCCGAAACAACGCAGUUCCUACCGCAUCUACACCUCUCGGCCGGAUAUCCGUCCGUGGAAAAUGGCUGGUCGACUCGGAUGGCAGAGUCCGUGUCUUCCACGGAUGGAAUUCCGUCCUCAAGAGCCCACCAUGGUACGAUGAUAAUAUUCUGAACGAAACGCAGCUUGCAAUAUUCAAACAGAUGGGUUUCAACGCCGUCCGGCUCGGCGCAAUGUGGACAGGUUUCGAACCAAGCAAGGACCAGUUCAACGCCACCUAUAUCAUCAUCUUGCAGAACAUUGUAAAAAAAUUAGAAAAAUAUGGUAUCUAUGCUCUGCUGGAUAUGCAUCAGGAUGUGAUUUCAACAAAGUUUGACUCCUAUGAUGGCGCCCCGAGGUGGGUCAUUGAUUCGUUCCCCGACUCGGUCCACCCGUAUCCCUGGCCACUGAAGAAGGUCACGGCGUGGGCAGAGGGGUACCUGACCGAAGCUGUUGGCAACGCCUUCCAGUGUCUCUACGACAACGUCAAUGGUGGGAGAGACGCAUUGGUGAAAUUCUGGCAAAAGGUCGCAAGUGUCUUUAAAGAUCAAACUAGUAUUUUAGGCUACGAGAUGAUCAACGAACCCUGGGCUGGCGGGGUCUACGAUGACCCGACGCUGUUCACGCCAGGCGAGGCGGGGAAACGCAACCUUCAGCCCCUCUAUGAACACAUCAACACAGGAAUCCGGAAAAUAGACAACAACACGCUCCUUUUCUACGAACCCGUCACGUGGGGGAUGUUAUUCAACGGAAAAGUUCUCGGGAGCGGAUUUAGUCACGUCCCGGGUGGUGACCUGUACAAAAACCGCAGUGUCUUCUCCUACCAUUACUACUGCUGGAUCCUGACUGGCAAUAUGUCCCAGCCCUAUCCAAUAGGAAAGAAAAUCCUUUGCGACGACCUCCUGGAGCCGAAAGUGUUCAACGCGGUCAUGGCCGAUCUGGACAUUCUUGGUGGAUCGUCGUUUCUGACGGAAUAUGGGUUGUGCACUAUCACGGACGAUCCGGAGUCGGAGGACAGCCAGGAGUGUAACGCCGUAAUGCGCCUUGCAGACAAAUACGUCCAGUCCUGGACCUACUGGGACUCCCAGUUCUUUGAUGCACACGGCGCAGUAGUGGAGCCAGCGGUAAAGGGAUUCAGCCGCGCCUACCCGCGGGCGACCGCCGGUACCCCGCUGACUAUGUCGUACGAUCCAACUUCUGCAGAAUUCCAGUACGAUUUCGUGAUGGAUACAACCAUCAAGGCUCCCACAGAGGUAUUUGUCCCUCCUUUUCAUUAUCCUAAGGGACCAAAGGUCGCGGUGACUAACGGUCUCAAAUGGACUUAUAGUCAGGAGGACAAUCUAGUGUACGUGUUACCAGUUUCUAGGGAUUUUGAGUUCAAUUCAUCGAGUAGGAUUACCAUGGUACCAGCCAAGUAAGGCUAAACUUGAUGACGAACUGCUGAGAGAAGCGGGCCCCCGCCCCCUCCUUUUUGCAGGGAGUCUUCGAAACUGACCAAGAAUUUUCGGAAGAAUUUAUCAUAAAGGCACAACAUUGGGCAUGAAAUAUAUUGGUUUUCAUAAAUGAAAUGGUUUCCAGGUGACUUCUCCAAACAGAAUAACUGAAAAAUCAUUAAACUGCCAUAACAAUGCAUCAGAACGGAAUGUAACUGUACGCAUCCCUGAAAUUCACAAGCCGUGGCCAAAACUGCCUCGGCAACAGGCGAAAAUCAUAGAGAUCAGCCAUAUUGUAUGAUACAUGUGACGGUGGACGGUGGCAAGCAGGGGCAUUAUCCGCCUUGCAAGGUCAAUCUCACGCCCAAGUUGUCCCUUAUAGAUACCUAAACACUUACACUGUAGUCCUUAUCUCUAGAAAACAAGCAAUCUUGUACGUUACUGUAGAACAGAAAAAUUUCGCGUGCAGGUUUUUUUUCGCGAAUUUCGCGAGUAGGUUACGUUGGCGAAAAUAUUCUGCAGCGAAAAUCUCUUGCUUUUUACCACACCCACACGAAUGGCCGUUAUCUACAAUCAUGUACUUCAUGCGUAGCAACAUGUAGCAACAAAAUCAUUUCAAAACUGUGCCUUGGUAUUUUUCCAUCCUUGGACGUUUACACCUAUCCCUGUAGACGUUCUUAAAUCUUUCUCAUUUCGGCCAUUUGAGACAUCCAGUAGAAUGGUCUGUUGUCCUCGGGAUUAGAAAAGAGGUCAUUCAUGUGACCGAUAUAUCAAGUCCGGGGAAAGACUACAUCAUUUCCCGUUGAGUAUAUAUCGACCGGUUUUAUGUGGAGCCAUCAACGAUGAAUACGUUUUGUGAUUGAACUCUUUGAAAUACACGGCUUGUAUUAUGGUUGGAAGUGACUAUUUGGCAAGACCGGCUCACCAAAGAGCGCCUUUUUUCUGCCCUAGAUGGAGAACCGAACUCAUGCAUAUUCAACCACCCAGGAGCUCAUUAUCAUUCGUGGCAACACGGUCAGCAACACUGGAGUUACAGUGAAACGCCUUUAGAAAUGCACACGUUUAUGACUUUUUUUGUAAAUCCAUACAGUCAUGUACAUGUACAUGCUUCUUCAUGGAUUAUUGACCAAAACCCGAGUUUAGUAACAGAAAUUGAAUCGAGAGCGGGAAGUCGGCCAUUGUUAAAUAUGCGCAUAUAAAUUCGAAUAUGACGUCACUGCUCUCUGAUUGGCCAACAUGUUGUAACCUCUCCGGCUCGCCAAAGAGGGUAAUAUUUUUGCCCUGUUUGGCAAGCCCGGCUUGCCGAACCGGGUGACUUUUUAGUGCUGUUUGGCAAGCGGCUCUCCAAACAGGACAAAAAGAUGCCUGUUCGGCGAGCGGCUUGCCAAAUAGACCCGGCCAUUAAAGUUUAUGAUUUGUGAAUGUGAACGCGGUGACUAUUUAUUUGAAUUACUACAAUGGAUAUGAUUUAAUGUCUGCAGAUAUACAUGUCAUGCUUGGUAUGUGUGAUGGCAAAUGUGUAAAAGAAACCAAUGGAUGAGAUUAUCAGAAUCUGGAAUGUUUAUCAGACGACUAUAACAAGACUUAUAAAAGAGAGUUAUUUCA
Molecule: messenger RNA, 3301 nt
Organism: Lineus longissimus
Lineage: Eukaryota; Metazoa; Nemertea; Pilidiophora; Heteronemertea; Lineidae
Product: endoglycoceramidase-like
Exons: 2
Coding region: 170-1681 (503 amino acids)
Molecular function (GO): hydrolase activity, hydrolyzing O-glycosyl compounds
Source: RefSeq, a predicted model, not a curated record